Molecule: messenger RNA, 3103 nt
Organism: Lobosporangium transversale
Lineage: Eukaryota; Fungi; Mortierellomycota; Mortierellomycetes; Mortierellales; Mortierellaceae
Exons: 11
Coding region: 215-3052 (945 amino acids)
Biological process (GO): ERAD pathway
Cellular component (GO): endoplasmic reticulum membrane
Molecular function (GO): protein binding
Source: RefSeq, a predicted model, not a curated record
GUUGCUCAUUCAAUGGGUGGGUCAAUCAGCUUUGCGAAAAUAACAAUCAUUAUUUUACCUUUCGCAUCACAGCUAAGCUCUGAGCUAUCACUUUUUCAACGUUACCCCACUCAACUCCUCCCAUCGGAUAUUUGAAUAGGCCCAAGCAACAAAAGCAGUGCAACGUAGACUACUCAACGUUACAACAUUACGACAAGAGCAAGUGGUUGGCUAAAUGACACGAAAGAUUGCUCGGAAGCGAGCACUCUUAGGCUUUACGGUCCUGAUGGCUAUCACUCUGGUUGUGAGUGCCAACAGUCCUAUUCAAGAUGGAGUUGACUCUGGAAUUCAGCAAUUGGAUCUUGGUGUUGAAAAAUUUCAGGACUAUGCAGAUUCUCAGGACAGACUUGAGACAGGCAAAAAACUGUAUCGAGAAGCUAUCCAACUUCUGGAGUCGUCUCCCAUCAAGAUUAAUCAGCGUAUGUUUGUCAAGCAGCAGUCGUCGCUUGCCAGGACCUUUUUAUCGAAUGAAUUGCAAAAACAAAAAGGGAUUCUCCCAACAGCAUUACGGUUGGUUACACAAGGAUUCGUGUCAUUUUUCAAACCGGCUGCAGCCCCUGAAGAUAGUUCUACUACAUCUUCAUCUUCAUCAAUGGAGAAGGGAAAAAGAACACAGCAGGAUUCUAACGCAAAGGCAAAUGCACCGAUCGUUCAGCGGCAUAGGGACCCGACGAUCGCAAUGGCAAUGGAGAUGCUACAAAAGGCUGGAUAUGAGUAUGAUAAUGACGACGCCCUUUGGACUCUAGGCAAUAUUUUCUUUCAUGGGUAUUAUAAGGCCAAGCGCGAUCUAUCUCAAGCUUUUGAUAUUUAUGCGACGCUGGCUGAUCGGUCUGGAAAUGCAACGGCACAACAAAUGGUUGGGUUUAUGUAUUCAACUGGGCUUGGCAAUAUUGUAGAGCGCAACGAGGCCAAGGCUGUCCUUUACACCACUUUCGCCGCCUUGGGUAACAACACGGCUGCAGAAUUAACUCUUGGAUACAAGUACAUGUUAGGCAUUGGGACUAAAAAGAGCUGUAAAGACUCAGUGAGUUACUAUAAGCGGGCAGCGGAUAAAGCUUAUGCAAUGUAUAUGAGUGGACCCCCACUGGGACGGACUAUGCCUCCGAUUAAAGUCAGAUUGACCGAUUCUGAAGGAGGCACUUAUGGCGCAGGAGCAAGUGGGCCAGGGGAGCCAUCAAAGAACAACAUAAAUAGCGAUAUUCAAGACUUUAUUGAGUUUCAUCGCUUUAUUGCUGAAGGUCAGAAUGCUCAGGCCAGAAAUGCACAGUAUCAACUUGGCAUUCUUUUCUAUACUGGCAAUGCAGGAGCUACGACCACCAUCCCUCGCGAUUAUCAAAAGGCGGGGAUGUAUUUUAGGCGUGUAGCAGAUGCUUUCUUCAAUGGAAAAGCAAACAGUAUUUUAGAGUCUAAGGAGCCAAGGACCAAAGAAAUCGAAGACAUGAUCAUCACGGCGGGUAUCACUGCAGCCUUAUUAGGGAAAAUGUAUUGGCGUGGCGAAGGAUACGAGGUGGAUGAGCAGCAGGCGCUCAACUGGUUUAAGAAAGGCGCCAUGUUGGAUAAUCAAGUAGCUCUCAACGCGCUGGGAACUAUGUACAUGAAAGGUGCUGCGGGACUUCCAGUUGAUCAUGAGAUGGCGAUUAAGUACUUCAAGAAGGCAGCAGAUCUCAAAUACCCAGAUGCACAGGUUAAUAUGGGAUUGAUCUACCUUAAUGACCCGAAGCACCAUACUCAGGCAUUUAACUAUUUUUUCGAGGCGGCACAGGCACAGAAUUUCCAGGCUGUGUAUCAUCUGGGAGAAAUGCAUUUUUAUGGUUUGGGAGUCAGCAAAAAAUGCGAAGAAGCUGCUAGAUAUUUCAAAUAUGUCGCUGAGCGAGGGGACUGGGGCGACAGACUUUUCCAAGACUCGUAUGAUGCCUAUCAGACUGGUGAUAUUGAGUAUGCUGCUAUUGGCUACCUUCAGGUUGCCGAGCGUGGGAUCGAGGUUGGACAGUCGAACUUUGCUUGGAUCGUUGAUCGAGAACUCCCUACAUCUCGAUAUAUGAAUAUGCUAACAUCGCCUUCAAGGACCGCACUCGCCGCAAUUGCUGAAUCUGCGCUCGUAAGCCUAGGUACUCCAUCGCGACUAUUGGAGAUGGCACUCGUUUAUUGGACAAGGUCUGCGAAUCAGGGUGAUGUGGACGCACGAGUCAAAAUGGGCGAUUACUAUUACACUGGCAUUGGUACUGAGGUGGAUUUUAAGAAAGCUACUUCCUGUUAUCAGGUCGCUGCCGAUCUAGAGAAUUCCGCAAUGGCAAUGUGGAACCUUGGCUGGAUGCACGAAAAUGGUGUUGGUGUCGCAAAGGAUUUUCAUCUCGCAAAGCGAUGGUACGAUAGAUCACUGACGACAAACCCAGGGGCAAGCUUACCAGUAACACUUUCACUUGCAAAAUUAAACGUACGAUACAUUUGGAAUUACUUGACAGGGGGAGAUACUGGCUCGGAUUCCUCAUUCUGGUCAAUCAGUGGGAAGUCACCUUCGUCCCCAGGCUCUGGAUUAAGGACAUCUGAUAACCGUGCUCAAGAUGCUAUAGAUACGCGAGCUAGAAGUGACAACACUGGUAAAGUAGCGGAUGAGAGCUGGGAUCUUGACAAGAUUAGUGAAAAUGGGAUCGACAAAUGGAGGAAUUUGAAGCAAACAGGCCCUGGGGACGAGGCUAAUGAAUAUGAUGAGACAGACCCAUUUUAUCACCAGCACCGACAAAGGCUGAAUGGAGAGGACGAUGGAGAAUUUGAGGACGAUUUGGUAGAGUCAUUAGUGAUUAUUGGGCUAUGUAUGGUCAUUGGAUACUUGAUGUACAUUCGACAAUUCAGGUUUGCAAACCAAAACCAGAACCAAAACCAGAACCAAAACCUAAACAAUAGACAUGGCCUUAACAACAACAACCAAGGCAACAACCGGCAGCCGCCCGUGGAAGGAUUACCUGGUGAUCCAAAUGCUCCUGGACGCUUUGCAUACUAUGCAGCCGGUGGAUAAUUUUUUGGCAAAAAAGAAGAGUAAUGCGGCCUUCAAAGAAUAAAAAGAAAG